Drosophila elegans is the source of this 499-nucleotide messenger RNA. RefSeq names its product 5-hydroxyisourate hydrolase. Gene Ontology annotation, biological process: purine nucleobase metabolic process. The transcript has a single exon. NCBI's taxonomy places the organism in Eukaryota, Metazoa, Arthropoda, Insecta, Diptera, Drosophilidae. The record is from RefSeq and is a predicted model, not a curated record. Gene Ontology annotation, molecular function: hydroxyisourate hydrolase activity. The coding region runs from base 102 to 443 and encodes 113 amino acids.
AUCUUUUCGCUAUCAGAACUUUUCGCAGCUUAGUGCAAUCAAAGAUUUAGCUAUCUCCAGAUAUACCUCCGAUCUUCAUCAGUCUAGAAGUUGCCUUCAGAAUGGACGCGCGUAAAUUUUCCACACACAUAUUGGACACCUCAGUGGGAAAAGCGGCUGCCAAUGUCAGAGUAACAGUUUCCUCGCUGGACGAGAUCCAGGAGUGGAGAGCACUCCGGGCGGCCCAGACUGAUGCCGAUGGUCGCUGCCUGCUCCUGGAGCCUGGUCAAUUUCCCAGUGGAAUCUACAAGCUUACCUUUCAUGUGGGUGCCUAUUUUGCAGAGCGCAAUGUGAAGACUCUGUAUCCAGCAAUUGACAUCAUUGUGGACUGCAGAGAAAAUCAACACUAUCAUAUUCCCCUAUUACUCAAUCCCUUUGGCUAUUCUACAUACCGUGGUACAUAGAGUUUAAUACAAAAAUUAUAAUGCAAAUAUAAAUAAAACAAUCGUUUAAAUAACUA